Messenger RNA from Ceutorhynchus assimilis (cabbage seed weevil), 1561 nucleotides. The record is from the annotation of a GenBank genome assembly. NCBI's taxonomy places the organism in Eukaryota, Metazoa, Arthropoda, Insecta, Coleoptera, Curculionidae.
GCCACUCGAAAUUCUUAUCAGACAGUCGGGAUUUGGUAUAAAUACUGCACGGUCUGGUUGGUUUAGCAUCAAGUCAAUAGAGUUGACAAUGAGAACUCUCACAAUUCUAACAGUAGCGCUGUUAGCUGCUUCGGCAGUUCAGGUCUCCGAAGCCUCCGCCUUAAGAUGGUUCGGAUUAGGGCGUCACGCCAAAGCAGUAGAUGAACCUGCACCACCACCAACUGGACCACCUCCACCACCAGGACCACCGUCAAGUCCUCCUCCGCCUCCUCCUCCAUCUGGUGAACCUGCACCACCACCAACUGGACCACCUCCACCACCAGGUCCACCAUCAAGUCCUCCUCCGCCUCCUCCUCCAUCUGGUGAACCUGCACCACCACCAACUGGACCAGCUCCACCACCAGGACCACCAUCAAGUCCUCCUCCGCCUCCUCCUGCGUCUGUUAAACUUGCGCCAGCACCAACUGGACCACCUCCACCUCCAGGACCACCGUCAAGUCCUCCUCCGCCUCCUCCUCCAUCUGGUGAACCUUCACCACCACCAACUGGACCACCUCCACCACCAGGUCCACCAUCUAGUCCACCUCCGCCUCCUCCUCCAUCUGGUGAACCUGCACCACCACCAACUGGACCACCUCCACCACCAGGACCACCAUCAAGUCCUCCUCCGCCUCCUCCUGCGUCUGUUAAACUUGCGCCAGCACCAACUGGACCACCUCCACCACCAGGACCACCAUCAAGUCCUCCUCCGCCUCCUCCUCCAUCUGGUGAACCUGCACCACCACCAACUGGAACAUCUCUACCACCACCAACUGGAACACCUCCACCAUCACCAACUGGAACACCUCCACCACCACCAACUGGAUCACCUCCACCACCAGGAUCACCAUCAAGUCCUCCUCCGUCUCCUCCUGCGUCUGUUAAACUUGCGCCAGCACCAACUGGACCACCUCCACCACCAGGACCACCAUCAAGUCCUCCUCCGCCUCCUCCUCCAUCUGGUGAACCUGCACCACCACCAACUGGAACACCUCUACCACCACCAACUGGAACACCUCCACCACCACCAACUGGAACACCUCCACCACCACCAACUGGAUCCCCUCCACCACCAGGACCAUCAUCAAGUCCUCCUCCGCCUUCUUCUGCGUCUGUUAAACUUGCGCCAGCACCAACUGGACCACCUCCACCACCAGGACCGCCAUCAAGUCCUCCUCCACCUCCUCCUCCAUCUGAUGAACCUGCACCACCACCAACUGGACCACCACCACCACCAGGACCACCAUCAAGUCCUCCUCCGCCUCCUCCAUCUGGUGAGCCAGCACCACCACCAACUGGACCACCUCCACCACCAGGACCACAAUCAACUCCUCCUCCACGCGUCUGACUGACCUUUUUCACCAUCUGGCAGAACAAAUCCAAUGCCCAAACUAAAUAAUGCCUCUCUAGCAAAAGAGGCAUUUUAUCAUUUUAAUAAAAAAUCACUUAAAUAUUAUUUCAGUCUUUCUAUAAAUCCCACAUCCCACUUUUUUCACAUAAGGUAAUGGAUAUAGAUAUCAAA